Messenger RNA from Dromiciops gliroides (monito del monte), 5002 nucleotides. RefSeq names its product WD repeat-containing protein 5-like. Bases 158 to 1159 code for a protein of 333 amino acids. Gene Ontology annotation, cellular component: Set1C/COMPASS complex. The transcript has a single exon. Lineage: Eukaryota; Metazoa; Chordata; Mammalia; Microbiotheria; Microbiotheriidae. The record is from RefSeq and is a predicted model, not a curated record. Gene Ontology annotation, molecular function: histone binding.
CGGAGCAACGGAGGCAGAGGAGGCUCCCCCCCGGUCCCGGAGCGGAACCUAGAGGAAGUGAGAUUUAACUUUCGCAAAGGCAGGUUUUCUUUUCGUGGCGCAGGCUUCAGCCCCUCGCCCUUAAGCUUCUGAAGCCCGACUCGCUCAUUUCCGAACGAUGGCAACAGAAAAGAGACCAGACCCAGAAGCCCGGAAAACACAACCUACACCAUCCUCAUCAACCAAUCAGAGCAAGCCAGCACCUUUAAAGCCAAACUACACAUUAACAUUUACAUUAGUGGGGCAUACUAAAGGCGUAUCUUCGGUAAAAUUUAGCCCGAACGGAGAAUGGUUAGCAAGCUCUUCCGCUGAUAAACUCAUUAAAAUUUGGGGAGCAUAUGAUGGAAAAUGUGAGAAAACAAUAUCUGGGCACAAACUGGAAAUCUCAGAUGUUGCCUGGUCUUCAGAUUCCAACCUUCUAGUGUCUGCCUCGGAUGAUAAAACUCUUAAAAUCUGGGAUGUGAGCUCGGGGGAGUGUCUAAAAACCCUGAAGGGACACACUAAUUACGUCUUCUGCUGUAGCUUCAAUCCCCUCUCCAAUCUCGUCGUUUCUGGCUCUUUUGAUGAAAGCGUAAGGAUCUGGGACGUGAAAACAGGGAAGUGCCUCAAGACUCUGCCCGCUCACUCUGACCCGGUUACAGCUGUGCAUUUUAACCGCGACGGCUCCCUGAUAGUGUCAAGUAGUUACGAUGGUCUCUGCCGCAUCUGGGAUACUGCGUCAGGUCAAUGCUUAAAAACGCUUAUCGGCGACCAGAAUCCUCUUGUGUCUUUUGUGAAAUUCUCUCCGAAUGGGAAAUACAUUCUUGCUGCAACUCUGGAUAACCUUCUUAAACUAUGGGACUACAGCAAGGGGAGGUGCCUGAAGACGUACACUGGCCACAAGAAUGAGAAAUAUUGUAUUUUUGCUAACUUUUUAGUCACUGGUGGAAAGUGGAUUGUGUCCGGGUCAGAAGAUAACCUGGUUUACAUUUGGAACCUUCAGACAAAAGAGAUUGUGCAGAAGUUACAAGGUCAUACAGACGUUGUUAUCUCGACAGCUUGUCACCCUACAGAAAACAUUAUUGCAUCAGCUGCAUUAGACAAUGAUAAAACGAUUAAGCUCUGGAAGAGUGACUGUUAAACCUUUUCAUUAUCGUAUUGGAGACCGUAUCAGGAAGUAGAUCCUGUUGGGCAAAAAACUUAAAUAUUUGAGAAUGUGGUUUCUUUGGCCCAAAAGGAAAAAUCUCUUUUAUCCUUCCCUGGGAAUUGGGAGCCUGGUAAGAAAUGGCAGCAUUUGCUUGAUUUUGCAGAUAGCUCUCUAAUUUUUUUAAAGGAAGGAAACAAGCAUUUAUUAAGCACUUACUUAAUAAAUGUACUAGGUGCUUUACAAAUAUCUCUUUUGAUCCUCACAAUAACAUGUACGGGUGCUGUUAUUAUACUCAUUCAACAGUUGAGGACACUCAGGCAGGCAAGCUAAGUGACUUGCCCAGGUCACACAGCUAGUAAGUGUCUGAGGCAGACUUUUGAACUCAGAUCUUACUGAUUCCAGGCCCAUUCCUCUAUACACUGUAACACCUAGUUGGGGGAAAUUUUUGCAUAUAUCACUAAGUCUCAAAAAGCUUUCAUGAUAGUUCUUGCCCAUUCUCCUGAUGCUGUCAAAGGAAAAGUUUCAAUCUAUUUUGUGUAUAAAUUGAGUCAAUAGUACUUGAAAUUUGAAUUUUUAAUAUAGAACGAUUUCUUCAGAGACUUUUCCUUAACUAAAGCUUCUGUAUCCUUUUUAAAGAUGCCCUAUACUCAUAGAAUAAUUAAUUCUGUGACCAAAUACAACCAUGUAAGUUUCUGACUUUCUAUCUCCAAAUUUCACUGACUUUGUAAUGAGAUAUGUAAUGAAAUUUUACUUUCUAUGUAAUUGAUUACUUCUUGUUUUAUAUAUAUAUGUAUAUGUAAUAUAUAUUUAAUAGAUGAUGUCAUGUUGCAAGUUGUCUACUUUUCCCACUCUAACUUCUAAUUAAUUCCUUCUUAAUAGUAAUUGGAAACACAUUUUGAUGUCUUUCAGAGGAAAACCAAACUUGGAACAUUAUAAAGUUUUUCAUGGUAAACACAAUUUUGUAUUGUGAAAGUUCAGAGUGUAGAACUUUUAAUGACAUCACUGUACACUUCAGUCCCAAUAUUUUCACUCAGUGGUUUACAUAGUAAACCAUAAAAUUUAAAAGUCAUUUUCUAAAGGUGGGAAUUUCUGUUUAAAAAAAAAAAAACCUGUGUGUAGACAACUGUCACAAAAAAAGGAACUUGGAUUCUAGGUGUGAGGGUACUUGGGUCAGUCUGUCAUGAGUUGUGUCAGGACCAAUGCUUUGUUCCUGAGACUCAACUACAGACCCCAGGUGGUAAGCUUUUUUUUCUCUCCUUGGGUUCUUUCUUGGAAGCAUGAAACCUCUUACACCAGAAAGUCCAUUUACCUUUCUUUUGUUUUAAACAGUUACCUUGUCUUUAUUAUAAAUAGCUAGUGUAAAUAGCUGUAAAUACUGUUGGGAAGAGGCAAGACAAAGAAGAGGUAAAGAUACGUCUAACACAAGGGAAUUUUUGUUAGGAACUCUGUGCCUGGCUAGGGGCUUAGAGUUAACAAAAAGGUAAAGAGAGUUACAGAUCUUUUGAUACUGUUCUACAGAGUAGUAAAGUUAUAUUUACAUUGGGAAACCCAUUUGCACAAGAGUGUAGAGAGUAAGGCAAAGGUCAAAAAGAAGUAACUAAACAACCUUCACCAAGUCACAGAGGUACCUAAGGUUUAAAAAUAAAAAUACAGGGGCAGCUAGAUGGCGCAGUGGAUGGAGCACUGACCCUGGAGUCAGGAGUACCUGAGUUCAAAUUUAGCCUCAGACACUUAAGACUUACUAGCUGUGUGACCGUGGGCAAGUCACUUAACCCCAAUUGUCUCACUAAAAAAAAAUUUUUAAAAAUAAAAUAAAAAUACAUUCAUCAUGUACAGUACAGGCUUUGUUUCAGAAGACACAGAAACUUCGGAAGAUACAAAGGACUCAAAAGGAGCCUGUAAAAGAAUACUAAAUCCACCAAUAAACAUUUAUUAAGUUAUGUGCCAGGCAAAAGCAGACUUUUCUGGGUUGGGCUGGAUUCAGGCUAGUCCCUCAGUCAUUUAUGUAUGAUACUGGAACAAAAUGAGAUGCUUACAAGUCAUUCAACAGUUAACAAAAAGAGAUACAUACUUAGCCAGUCAGCAAAGGCUAUUCAACAAGGAUAUAAGGGGACAUCAGGAGUUGAUUCAGCUUUUUUGACUGAGUUGUCAAUCACUCAUCUUGACCAUGCCUAGCACUCCUCCUCCCUGUUUUACACUCUGGAAACCAAGUUAUGAUAUCAACAGCCUGAGCCUUUCAUCCCCUAAGUUAAUCAAGACUUCAGGAUGGUUACUUCUUAAAGGAAAAGCUAGGUUAACUUUCUUGGAAGUGGCAAUAAGAAAUUGCUCCUACCACACAGUCAUAGCAUACUAUGUAGUGCCUAAGAGAGCUAGCUUUAAAGUCAAGAAAACCUGGAUUCAAGUACUGUUUCUGACAUAUACUGGUUGUGUGGCAAUAAACAAGUCAUUUAACCUCUUAGAGUCCCAGACAGUUCUCUCUCCAUGGCCUAUGGGCCUCUUUCUUACAAGAGGCUCAUGCUCUUGACUUAUAGAACCCUGUAUUAUUCUGGGCUUCCCUUGACCCCAUAGGAUCCAGGUGUCUGUUGUACUCUGGUUCACUAUGCUCCCACCUUAAAGUCAAAAUCUGAGAAAAAUCUCCUAAACAAAGCUUAUCUAUAGUUCCUGUGGAGAGUCUCCUCAAAAAGGGGUUUAACGGGGGAUCUCUUCUAAAAAAGGCACUUAAGAUACAAAAUGGACAUCAGGUAAAAAAUGGCUAUUUAUUUCACCCACCACAAAAGAAAGUCUUAAAACAGAAAGGACUAAUAAACACAUCUUAACAAAUACCUAAAAUACAAACAACAGCCCAUUACUAUCAUUAUAAUUCUUCAAAAAGUAAAGGCACUGGGGGCAGCUAGGUGGCGCACUGGAUAAAGUACUGGUCCUGGAUUCAGGAGGAUCUGAGCUCAAAUGUGACCUCAGACACUUGACACUUACUAGCUGUGUGACCCUGGGCAAGUCAUUUAACCCUCAUUGCCCCCCCCCCCAAUAAAAUAAAAUAAAAUAAAAAUAAAAAAUAAAGGCACUUUGUGGGACUAUGGAACAGACAUUUCACUUUUACCUCAGGCCUGUACUGUCUAAUCAAAUCACAAGAUCCAGGACUACAGGUUAGUCAAGCAUGCCUAUAAGGUUCAAGUUGAUCCUGAUCAUGGUCAUCUACUCCAAAGAGCAGUGUAGUAGUAGGAAGUAUAUUCACUGAUCAGCUCAGAAGCCCAGAGACAUUCAAACCCAGUAGAUUGCUUGUUUUGGUUUUUUGGUUUUUUGGUUGGGCAAACUUGCCCAAGGUCACACAGCUACUAAGUGUCAAGUGUCUGAGGUCGGAUUUGAACUCAGGUCCUCCUGACUCCAGGGCUGGUGCUCUAUCCACUGUGCCACCUAACUGCCCCCCAGUAGAUUGCUAAUCAGUAUAAAAACAGUCAUCUCUGAGGGUCACUGUGUUUUCAUUCAUUCAAUUGCCUUCUUUGCUUUAAGGUUUAUUUUAAAAACAGAAGAAAAUCAGACAUAUUUCACUUUUUGUUAAAAUCUGGCAAGGGUCCUUUUCUUUAAAAAUGUAGAAAUAAUUGUUUUGUAUGUGAAAUAUUUAAAUGAGUAUUUCUGAAAAUUAGCCUCGGUACAAUCACUUAUCUACUACCUCCUGACAAAAAAAAAGUUAGAAAUAUUUUUUUCUAGAAGUUUACCAGCACAAAUACCAAAACAAUUUACUUGGCUUUUUAUAUUAUACCAAGGAUAAAGUAAUCUAAGUCUUAAGAAAAUUUAAGAAAAUAAAGGGAACCAAUAAUAUUGUUUUUACUGUCUUGGGAU